AUGGUUUUAAAGAUAAAAAUGAGCUGCUGGGUCGGAGGAGACUGGAUGUGCGGCGCCUGCCAGCACCAGAAUUUUAAUAAGAGGGAAGCUUGCCAACGCUGCGGGUACCCCAAGUACGGCAGCCCCGAUGUGUCGACUUACUUAUACAACAACAGUUACAAUAGUGCUGAAGUUUUAGCCGGGGACUGGUACUGUUCCGCCAUGUACUGUGGGGUUGUCAACUACGCUAGCAGAACAAAUUGCUAUCGAUGUGGUUCGUUGAAAAAUGAUUUUGUUGGUAAUUAUAAUACAAUGGGCUGUGAUGGGACUGUUCCCCCUGGAUGGAAAACCGGUGACUGGAUUUGCACCAGAUAUGGAUGUGGAGUUCACAAUUAUGCUAGCAGGAUCGAGUGCUUCAAGUGCAAGACCCCAAGGAAUUUUGGUAAUAUAUAUAGCAAAGAAUACCGGUAA
Molecule: messenger RNA, 450 nt
Organism: Gossypium arboreum
Lineage: Eukaryota; Viridiplantae; Streptophyta; Magnoliopsida; Malvales; Malvaceae
Product: RNA-binding protein involved in heterochromatin assembly dri1-like
Exons: 3
Coding region: 1-450 (149 amino acids)
Cellular component (GO): cytoplasm
Molecular function (GO): mRNA binding
Source: RefSeq, a predicted model, not a curated record